This is a messenger RNA of Ostrinia furnacalis (Asian corn borer), 1488 nucleotides long. RefSeq lists its product as uncharacterized. Bases 1 to 1488 code for a protein of 495 amino acids. The transcript has a single exon. Gene Ontology annotation, molecular function: catalytic activity. The record is from RefSeq and is a predicted model, not a curated record. NCBI's taxonomy places the organism in Eukaryota, Metazoa, Arthropoda, Insecta, Lepidoptera, Crambidae.
AUGUCCGUUGGGCGCAUGCCCGUGUUUCUUGUGUCCAUAUACCUGCCCCCGAGGUGCAAUGUAGCUGAAUCCCCUACAGUUCAAACGUUGGUGCGCUUUUUGGAUAGCAUUGAUAACUCCCGGUGCAUCGUCAUGGGGGACUUUAACGCCGCCCACCCACUUUGGGACUACGCGAGGGCGGCUAACUCAACCGGUCAUUACAUCUACAACUUUACCCAGACCAGGGAUCUGCUAUGUUGCAACUCGGGCCAAAUUACGUUUAGGACGGUCACGCACGGCCGACCGCGGAGCAGUUCUAUUGACCUGACUUUCAUUGCAUCUGACUUAGCACAUCAAGUACGCGAUUGGCACACGGAAGAAGACGCGAUCACGGCGUCACAACAUAUUGCCAUUGCUUUUGCAUUAGUUACGUCGUCCUCUUAUGUCCCCAACCCGCCGCCACAAUCUACUUUUCGCUAUAAAGUUUCACCCGCCACCGACUGGAGAGUGUUCAAGGACUCUCUCGCUGCGGCUAUGAUGGGGAUGGAUGUGGAGGCCGAGCAGUUGCCAGACUUAACACCAUCUGAAGUGGAUGCAGCUGUUCUGGGGGUUACGGCGGCCGUCUGCCGGGCUGCUGAGCAGUCAAUGCCAACACGGCAUGGCAACCUUCCCCCACCGCGAGCCCCGUUUUGGACCGCCGAGCUGUCGGCCAUGAAGGGCCAAGUGGCUCGGCUUGGCCGGCGGAUUGGCGCUCUGAGGAGGCGGAAUCAGAUCAUGGGCCACUCGGACCCGAUACUGGGGGAGUACGCGGACCUCAGGAGGCGCUAUGCCCAGUCCAUCUCUCGGGCAGCUAGGGAUAAUUUCAGGGAGUUUUGUCAGUCGCAAACAUUGGAAAAGGUAUGGACGGUGACGAACCCCGUCGUGCGCGCUGACGGAGCUCCCAGAAAACCACCUGCCACCCUGGCCACGCCGGACGGGCACACUGUUUCCGCGGAAGACUCUGCGGAAUUUCUCCUGCGGCACUUUUAUCCCGAGGACCCACCGGACCAGGACACCCCAUUUCAAGCAGCUCUUAGGGCGGACCGGGACACCCUGCCCAAUACCAGAGACGACCUCCCGUUCACCUUGGAGGAGAUUAUCGAAGCCUUAAGCUCAAUUUCACANCUCGCGCCCGGUCCGCGUCGGUCCGCACCCGGCCUAUCACCAAGUGCCGGUGAAACAUACAUAGACGACUGGGCGGUCCUCGCGCCCGGUCCGCGUCGGUCCGCGUCGGUCCGCGGCCGGUCCUCGCGCCCGGUCCGCGCCGGUCCUCGCGCCCGGUCCGCGUCGGUCCGCGGCCGGUCCUCACGCCCGGUCCGCGCCGGUCCGCGCCGGUCCUCGCGCCCGGUCCGCGCCGGUCCGCGUCGGUCCGCACCCGGCCUAUCACCAAGUGCCGGUGAAACCUACAUCGACGACCGUGUGGUCCUCGCGCCCGACCCUCGCGCCCGGUUAUCACCAAGUGCCGGUUGA